CCCGCGCUGCACCGCCCCAGUGCUUCCUCUGACCCAGGAGGCCAGGAUUUCGGGGUUUGGCGGGUGGGGGGCACUGCGAGGGAGGACGCCACUCUUGGAUCGCCGCAGCUCUUGGGGGACGCGGUGCAGUCGACCAGACAGCACCAUGGGGAGCGCCCCGGGGCCCAUUCACCUGCUGGAGCUGUGUGACCAGAAGCUGCUGGAGUUUGUCCGCAAUGUGGACAACAAGGACCUGGUGUGGCUGGAGGAGAUCGAGGAGGAGGCCGUGCGCAUGUUCACCCGGGAGUUUAGCAAAGAGCCGGAGCUGAUGCCCAAGACUCCGUCUCAGAAGAACCGGUCAAAGAAGAGGCGGAUCUCGUAUGUUCAGGAUGAAAACAGAGACCCCGUCCGGAAAAGGUUGUCGCGCAAGAAGAAGCGGAGCAGCCAGCGGCUCUCCCGGCAGCUCCGCAGCAAGGACAAGGCGGAGAAGCUGGUCACGGCGGCCGGGGAAAGCCCCGUCCUGCGGCGCGUGACCCGUGCCACGGCCGCGGCCGCCCCCGCCCCCCCAGCCGUGCCCGCGCCCAUCCCCGAGUCUCCCACCGCCGCCUCCCCGAGGCCCGAGUCCAGCCCCGCCCCGCCCGCGCUGGUGCCGGUGGUGCAGAUCCGGGCCCGGGAGCGCCACAGCGCCGAGGAGCAGCUCAGGCAGCUGGCCCCGGCGCCCUCCUCCGACGGGGACCCCACCCCCACGACGCCCCCGCCCGGGCCCGUGGCCGCCGUGAGCCAGCUGCUGACCACGCCCCAGGACGCCAAGGGCCGAGCGCCCGGAACCGGGCGGUCCGCCUCCAAGCUCAGGAUCGCCCAGACGCCCCCGGGCCCGCGGGACUCGCCGGCCUCCCCAUGGCAGGAGCGGGCGCUGAUGCCCCUCCUGCCCCCGAACUGUGCCACGCCCACGGGUGCCCGCUUGGACCCGCGGCCGCCGCGGCGCAGCCUGCUAGCCUCGAGCAACCAGAAGGCGCAGGUCUCGCUGGCCGAGAAGUUCGCCCUGGUGGCCAAGCAGGAGUUCCCGGUCCGCAGGUCCAGCAGGAUCGCCAAGAAGGACCCGGAAGAGCCCAGUGCCUCGGCCCGCAUCAUUUGCCACAGUUACCUGGAGAGGCUCCUGAACGUGGAGGUGCCCCAGAAAGUCGGUUCCCUGCAGAAGGGCCCGGAGCCCGCGGAGUCGGCUGAGCCGGAGGUCCCCAACAACGACCAGAGUUCCCCAGGGCCCUGCGGGGCCACCAAGAUCGCCGCCAGCACACCGGGCUCCCAGGCUGUGGCUGCGGACCCGCACACGCCCCCGGACGGCUUUCCCGAGGCCAAGGCGGACCAAGCAGACGGCACCAAGGAGCAGCCCCUCAGUGCCAGGAGGAAGCGAAGCUAUCGGCAGGCGGUGAAUGAGCUGGACGAGGAGCUGCAGCUGGACGAUGAGGAGGAGGAAGAGGAGGAAGAGGAGGAGCUGCAGCCCCCCAGGAGCAAGACCCCGUCCCCACCCUGCCCUGCCAGCAAGGUGGUGCGGCCCCUGCGGACCUUCCUGCACACGGUCCAGCGGAACCAGAUGCUCAUGACCCCGACCUCAGCCUCCCGCAGCAGCGUCAUGAAGUCCUUCAUCAAGCGCAACACGCCCCUGCGCGUGGACCCCAAGGAGAAGGAGCGGCAGCGCCUGGAGAACCUGCGGCGGAAAGAGGAGGCCGAGCAGCUGCGCCGGCAGAAGGUGGAGGAGGACAAGCGGAGGCGCCUAGAGGAGGCCAAGCUGAAGCGCGAGGAGCGUCUCCGCAAGGUGCUGCAGGCCCGCGAGCGGGUGGAGCAGAUCAAGGAGGAAAAGAAGAAGCAGAUCGAGCAGAAGUUCGCCCAGAUCGAGGAGAAGAACGAGAAGGCCAAGGAGGAGCGGCUGGCCGAGGAGAAGGCCAGGAAGAAGGCGGCGGCCCGGAAGUUGGAGGAGGUGGAGGCCCGCCGGAAGCAGGAGGAGGAGGCCCGCAGGCUCCGGUGGCAGCAGCAGGAGGAGGAGCGGCGCCGCCUGGAGCUGCAGCAGAGGCGGAAGGAGGAGGAGCAGGAGCGGCAGCGGAAGGCGGCCGAGGCCAAGCGGCAGGCGGAGCAGCGCGAGCAGGAGCGGCUGCGGGCCGAGAGGGAGCAGCAGGAGCGCGAGAAGGCCCUGCAGCUGCAGCGCGAGCAGGAGGAGAGGAAGAGAAAGGAGGAGCAGCAGCGUCUGGCUGAGCAGCGGCUGCAGGAGGAGCAGGAGAGGAAGGCCAAGGAAGCCGCGGCCAGCAAGGCCCUGAACGUGACCGUGGACGUGCAGUCCCCAGCCUGCACCUCCUACCAGAUGACGCCGCAGGGGCCGCGCAGCACCCCCAAGAUCAACCCAGACAACUAUGGGAUGGACCUGAACAGCGACGACUCCACGGACGACGAGGCCCAUCCCCGGAAGCCCAUCCCCUCCUGGGCGCGCGGCACCCAGCUCAGCCAGGCCAUCAUCCACCAGUACUACCAGCCCUGGGACCUGCUGGACCUCUUCGGCUCCAUCCCGCCGCUGGACCUGGAGGACAUCUUCAAGAAGAACAAGCCGCGCUACCACAAGCGCACCAGCUCGGCCGUGUGGAACUCGCCGCCCCUGCAGGCCCCGCGCGGGCUCAGCGGCCUGGCCUACAGCCUGAAGAAGUACUGAGGCCCGCGGGGCCCCCCUGCGUGUAGGCAUCCUCUGUGCGGUGGCCCGCCAGGGGGACCCGGGCCUGCGGGGUCAGCGCCGGGCUGGCCGGCUGGCCGGCGGGGCAGGGGGCAGCAGGCCCAGGACUGCCCGGCGCUGGCUCUGUAAAUAGAUUGUUGUCACGCAGCAAGUUUUAGCCUCUGGAGUUUGAGAGACCGUUUCUUAAUAAAGUCUGUUCCUUUC
Sorex araneus (European shrew) is the source of this 2896-nucleotide messenger RNA. It is a transcript of the gene INCENP, whose product is annotated as inner centromere protein. The record is from RefSeq and is a predicted model, not a curated record. Gene Ontology annotation, cellular component: midbody; chromosome passenger complex; meiotic spindle midzone. The transcript is spliced from 18 exons. The coding region runs from base 146 to 2674 and encodes 842 amino acids. Lineage: Eukaryota; Metazoa; Chordata; Mammalia; Eulipotyphla; Soricidae. Gene Ontology annotation, molecular function: protein serine/threonine kinase activator activity. Gene Ontology annotation, biological process: mitotic cytokinesis; metaphase chromosome alignment; meiotic spindle midzone assembly.